CUGUAGGCAACAGGGAGGGACUAGCACCUUCCUUUGUUUUCGGCAGCAAGGAAGGAUUAGGAGGGUUUUAGCGUUUUUGGCCUUCUCUUCUCUCUGCCUCUCUCCUAUCCGCUGUAGACGACGACGCCCCUGUUGCUGCCGCCACAGUCCUCCGCAAAACCCAGUCAACACCGCCGUCUUCAGCCCCUUUAUCUUCCACCAUCCGCCACCAGAGAGUGCUGCGAAGAUGACUUCUGUUUCGGGAUUGACUGGUAGUCCCUCCAGAUUCUGCUUCCAAAUUCCAGCACGAAGUUCUGGUUCACUACGAGGGCGAGUUUCGAAUUUCCCUCAUGGUUGGAAGCCUGCAGGAAAGAAUGAGCUACUUCGUGUGGAAAGAAGUUAUUGGACUGGCUUUGCACAAAGGUUGAACGCACGGAAAACACAUCUGAUCAAGUUUGCCGUGGAUGCAUCCUACGGCGAUAUGUCCAAUGAACCAACUGCUAUUUUCCCUAGGAUUAAUGUGAGGGACCCCUACAAACGACUUGGAAUAAGCAGGGAGGCUUCGGAAGAUGAGAUUCAAGGUGCAAGGAACUUCCUUAUCCGACAAUAUGCAGGUCACAAACCAAGUGUAGAUGCAAUUGAAUCAGCCCAUGACAAAAUAAUCAUGCAGAAGUUCUAUGACAGGAAGAACCCCAAAAUUGACUUUAAGAAAAAGUACAGGGAAGUCAAUCAGUCCCGUGUUGUUCAGGCUGUGAGAAAUAGGUUCCGAACUCCGUCCACAAUUUUCAUUGUAAAAACGUCCAUUGCAUUUCUAGUGCUUGCAGCUCUCACUGUUCUAUUUCCAACCGAAGAAGGUCCAACCCUUCAGGUUGCCCUUUCCUUGUUGGCCACCAUCUACUUUGUACAUGACAGGCUGAAGAGCAAAUUACGAGCUUUUCUCUACAGUGCUGGAUCAUUUGCUUUCUCAUGGCUUUUCGGAACCUUCUUGAUGGUCUGUGGUUCCACCUCUACUGAAAGGACCAAGGAGUUUCGAGGUGACAACGUCAUUGAUAACCUAUGUGCUACUCUGGGUCUCGUCAACCUAUCUCAAGUAGUUUCUGUUCUAACGACACACCUCAAUUUUGUUGGAGUUGGAAACCGCAGAUUUUCUCGGAGAUUUAGCUCAUGCGCGGACUUUUCCGCUAUAGUGACGGUGCUGAUGACGAUGCUGAUAAUUCUGGCAAAAUGUAGAAGAGAUUUGUUUUCUGUCAUUUGGAGAACCAUGUGUGUUUUCUCUUUUUAUUUAGGUGGCAUCCCAAUUUAAUCUAAAUUAUUUGGAGAAGAGUUCAAAUUUGGGUGCAAAAAAGAGGACGCAUACUGUUCUAAUUAACUUGGCUAUAAUUAGAUUUGCAUGACGUGAUAACGUA
Malus domestica (apple) is the source of this 1385-nucleotide messenger RNA. RefSeq names its product protein CHAPERONE-LIKE PROTEIN OF POR1, chloroplastic-like. NCBI's taxonomy places the organism in Eukaryota, Viridiplantae, Streptophyta, Magnoliopsida, Rosales, Rosaceae. Gene Ontology annotation, cellular component: chloroplast membrane. The record is from RefSeq and is a predicted model, not a curated record.